CCUCAACGUUUUUGUAUUUAUUGUUUAAAUUUUUGUAGCUCUCGUGGAGCAUUCCACUGCUAAAUUUUCCGGGAAAGUGAAGAGAAAAUAGAGGAGAUGAGUAACAGCUCACUGUCAUCGUCGCCGGCUCGUUCCUCGAUUUCGACGACAGCAAUCGCAGGGGCAAAUGCUGCCUCUGCUCUCACCGUCGACGACUUACACUUCCCUCCCGAUCUCAGCUCUAUCCAAGAUCGCAAGGACGAGGCACUUCUCGUUCUGAAAUCGGAUUUGAUGGCUGCACUGAACAAGGAGGUGAAAUCCAUGGAUGAAGAUAAUUGGAAGUUUGAUGGACCUCGCUCCCGGAUUCACCUUAUUUCAAGACCAGGUAAUCUUCUCCAUAAGCAUGCGGAUGUCACAAAGCAUCGUAACCUUGCCCCUUCAAAAUGAUUUGGAAUUCUUCAACCGAGCAGAGCAUGUGUACCCUUGUCAGCCAUUAAGAGGCAACUGCUGUACUCACACUACUCUUCCUGUAUUUUCUGGUUGAUUGUAACUGGUAUGGAUGAUUCUGUGUACAGACAACUAUUGUUCAUCAAUGUGACACUGUUGUUUCU
This is a messenger RNA of Camellia sinensis, 590 nucleotides long. It is a transcript of the gene SAMBA, whose product is annotated as valine-tRNA ligase. Gene Ontology annotation, biological process: negative regulation of organ growth. Lineage: Eukaryota; Viridiplantae; Streptophyta; Magnoliopsida; Ericales; Theaceae. The record is from RefSeq and is a predicted model, not a curated record. Gene Ontology annotation, molecular function: anaphase-promoting complex binding.